AUGGCUGAGGAGCUUGAGCAUGUUGUCUUGGCUGCUGGUGAGGGUGGGGCUGUUGCUGUUCAGGGUGGGGAUGCUGUUGCUCAGGGUGGGGAUGUUGUUGCUCAGGGUGGGACUGCUGCUACUGGGCAGCAGCAAAGGGGGGCUAUGAGGUGGACCUCUGUGACAUCUUCCUUUGUCCUACGCCGCAUGUGUCAGCUCAUUUCGACUGGGGUUAGGACUGAUAAGGGGUUCAAAGAGGUGCAUUUGAACCAAGUUGCCAAGGCACUUCAAGAGUUUAGUGGGAACGAGGUGACAGGGACCCAGGUUUACAACCACCUGCGCAAGUGGAGGCAGAGGUGGGUUAGAGUUAUCAAGCUAAGGGAGUUGAGUGGAGCUUUAUUUGACGAAGAGAACUUCAUGAUUACCCUAGAGGAUGACCAUUAUGCUGGCCACAUCAAGGCACACCCUAAAGAUGCUGAGUUGCUAAAUAAGCCAAUUGAAAACUACCAACAAAUGGAGGUGAUUUUUGGCAACGGUCUAGCAACAGGCAAAUACGCAAUGGGGUCCAAUGAGGCAUUAGGUAGCCGCUCUGACUGUGCUGAGAGCUCCAUGAAGACUGACCUACUGGAUGAUAUUAAUGGUGGGAAACAUGAGAAGGAUGUGGCCCAUGGUGCAGGGAGCAAGAGGAAGAGGUCUUUCCUAUCAGAUGAAGAUGUUAUUGUGUUGUCAGGGAUGACUAGUGCCGUCAACAACGUGGCUGAUGCUAUUAGGGACACAAGAGUGGUGGAGGUCCAUCCAGAGCUCUAUGGGGCAGUGAUGUGCAUGGGGGGUUUCAAUGAGGAGGCAUUAAUUGUGGCUUUCUCUCAUUUGGUUGACAAUAGAGCUCAGGGGCAUGCCUUUGUGUCCAUGAAUGAGGCUCAUCGUAUCCUCUGGCUGAGGACUUUCUUGGCUAAGCACUACUACACCAUAUGA
Molecule: messenger RNA, 951 nt
Organism: Zea mays
Lineage: Eukaryota; Viridiplantae; Streptophyta; Magnoliopsida; Poales; Poaceae
Exons: 2
Coding region: 1-951 (316 amino acids)
Source: RefSeq, a predicted model, not a curated record